Molecule: messenger RNA, 517 nt
Organism: Blepharisma stoltei
Lineage: Eukaryota; Ciliophora; Heterotrichea; Heterotrichida; Blepharismidae
Source: the annotation of a GenBank genome assembly
AUGUCAUAUUUAUUGCCGCAUUUGCAUAAUGGCUGGGAAGUUGAUCAGGCGAUCUUGAGUGAAGGCAAUAGGGUAGUUAUAAUAAGGUUUGGGCAUGAUUAUGAUAAUAUUUGCAUGCAGAUGGACGAGCUGCUGUAUUCAAUUGCCUACGACAUAAAGAAUUUCGGGGUUAUUUAUUUGGUGGAUAUUACAGAAGUGCCUGAUUUUAAUAGCUUUUAUGAAUUGUAUGAUCCUUGCUCGAUUAUGUUCUUUUUUAGGAAUAAAUUGAUUAUGGUUGACUAUGGAACCGGGAAUAAUUAUAAAUUGAACUUUUUACUUACAGAUAAGCAGGAAUUGAUUGAUAUGCCCAUUUAUAAUGAAUAUAAGCGUUGAGUUAUUUUAUAACUAUAUAAAAAAGUUACCAAUGUUGAUAUUUAUGAUAAAUGGGGAUAUUCUAGAAAACGUUUAUAGAGCAGCGACAAAGGGGAAAGGGCUAGCGAUUUCGCCAAAAGACUAUUCAACGAAGCACAGAUAUUAA